AUGGAGUUGUACGGCACGGUGGUGAGCAGCGCAUUUGCCAUCUUCUUGCUUCUGCAUCUGGGUCUGAUCCCCAUUACGGCUCAGGAGAACGAAGUACAGAUUGGGAUCGCAGGACAGGAUGUGAUCCUCAACUGCAGAGGCAUAUCUGACAAAACAGGUGUGACCUGGAAGUACUAUAAAUCUGUUAUAAGGUUGCUUAAAGGUGGCUAUUUGAAAGGCAGAGCUCCCAUGGCCCAUCGAUCUGAAAUCAACCUAUCAACCAAACACCUGAAGGUGUCGAACCUAAGCCUCUCCGAUGCUGGCAUCUACACCUGUGAAUACGACUCUCACACAGUCAGUAUCUCACUGCAUGUCUUUAAAUUGACAAUCUCUUCGGAUGGGCACUUCCUGCCAAAUGACACCCUCAAGCUGACCUUAAUGCAAAACUCAUCCCAUCCUCUGCAUGAUCUCAGCAUCACAUUGUUCAACAGUAGCAAUGACAUAGUAAGACCAAAACUCUUACAAAACAAGGGCAGUCAAGAAUAUAUGCUAGAGUUAGAGAAACUGAAGACUACAGACAACGGCACCUGGGUGUGUCACAUCCAUUCAGAUUCUCCAUUGAUUAAUCAGAAUAUCUCCUUUGAUGUGAAAGUAUUAGGUUUUCAGAAUCCAGAUUUGGAAAUAAAGUAUGCAACUAUUGAUACCACCGUCAUCUUGGCAUGGCAUCUGAACUUCCAGAAUAUAAAAUGGGAAAAAGGUUUCACAGGACAAGUGAACCAGAAACAACAGGAAAGUGUAACCAGUCGUAAGUUAUGUGAAUUCAAUGUCCCUGAGCAAGGAAAACAGCAUAAGACUGAAAGCAGCGACUGCUUAACUGGAAGUGUCGUGAAAGAAGACCUCCCCAAAGUCCAGUUCAACAACUCUGGGCAGUAUCAGUGCCAGCUGGAAUACAACGGAAAAUAUGUGCAGAGCAAGAUAGAGCUGGUGGUGAUGAAAGUCUCAGCUAACCCUGUUGGGCCACUCCUUAGGGGGGCCAAAGUGACCCUGAUCUGCCAGGUCUCUAGUCCCCUCCCACCCAAGGCCCACUUGUGCUGGGAACGUGUGAAUGGGACUCAGAAGGAUGUCAAGAUGUCAAAGCAGCAGGAAGUAAAGGUGGAGGUGAAUGUCAGUACUGCGGGACUGUGGAACUGUCACCUCAUAGUAGAUGAUGACAGGAAGAUCAGCCUUAAUUACACCGUGGAGGAAGCUCCUGUUUGGAUUAGCUAUGUGGCAAUUGGAGCAGGUGUUGGAGGCAGCCUACUGGUAUUUGGCCUUGCGUGCCUGUGCAUCGUAAGUGGUCUAAGGUGGCAGCAGAGAAGGCAACGUGCAAAAAGGAUGAUACGAGCAAGACAAUAUUUGCUGGAAAACAAGACAUGUCAGUGUCAACA
Apaloderma vittatum (bar-tailed trogon) is the source of this 1406-nucleotide messenger RNA. RefSeq names its product T-cell surface glycoprotein CD4-like. Gene Ontology annotation, molecular function: protein tyrosine kinase binding; MHC class II protein binding. Gene Ontology annotation, biological process: positive regulation of ERK1 and ERK2 cascade; interleukin-15-mediated signaling pathway; T cell activation. The annotation marks the transcript as partial. The record is from RefSeq and is a predicted model, not a curated record. Gene Ontology annotation, cellular component: membrane raft; external side of plasma membrane. Lineage: Eukaryota; Metazoa; Chordata; Aves; Trogoniformes; Trogonidae. The transcript is spliced from 8 exons.